This is a messenger RNA of Xenopus tropicalis (tropical clawed frog), 1269 nucleotides long. It is a transcript of the gene ostf1, whose product is annotated as osteoclast stimulating factor 1. The record is from RefSeq and is marked provisional. NCBI's taxonomy places the organism in Eukaryota, Metazoa, Chordata, Amphibia, Anura, Pipidae. Gene Ontology annotation, cellular component: cytoplasm.
CCGGCUUGUGAGGACAUUACAGUAAAGGAAGCGGAGAGAACCAUGUCUAAACCUCCGCCUAAACCCGUGAAACCAGGUCAGGUGAAAGUGUUCCGAGCCCUAUACACAUUUGAACCCAGAACACCAGAUGAGUUAUAUUUUGAAGAAGGGGAUAUACUUUAUAUAGCGGAUAUGAGUGACACAAACUGGUGGAAAGGAACCUGCAAAGGAAAAACAGGCCUUGUACCCAGUAACUAUGUUGCUGAGCAAGCCGAGUCUAUCGACAAUCCAUUGCAUGAAGCUGCCAAAAGAGGCAAUGUUAGCUGGUUAAGAGAAUGUUUGGAGAACCGGGUCGGGGUGAAUGGAUUAGACAAAGCCGGAAGCACAGCCUUAUACUGGGGAUGCCAUGGUGGCCAUAAAGAUGUCGUCGACCUGUUGCUUGCACAGCCCAACAUUGAACUAAACCAACAGAACAAGCUCGGUGACACCUCGUUGCACGCUGCAGCAUGGAAAGGAUAUGCUGACAUUGUACAGUUACUGAUUUUAAAAGGUGCAAGAACAGAUUUAAGGAAUAAUGAGAAAAAGCUGGCACUUGACAUGGCUACAAACGCUCAGUGCGCCUCACUGCUCAAAAAGAGACAAGGGCAAGGUAUUGUACGAUCAUCCAGCAACGCAGACGAAUACCUUGACGACGAAGACUCGGAUUAGUUAUCGCCCCUAUGCUUUUAGCUGCAAACGUUUGACGUCCCAUUGAGAAAUGUUAUUUGCCCCGGGCAACCUCACCAGUACAUAAAUACCCCCCCUGAUAUUCUUGACAAUUCAUUGUACAUUCCCCGUACUGUAUUGCACAUUUUUACAAUGGAAAACAAAAGUUCUACUCUCUUUAUUGCUCACGUAGCAAAAUUAAUGUCUUUCUAUAUGUCUGAAUUUCUGAUCUGAGUGUAAGGGGCAAUUUUUUUUAAAAUGUGAGAUAAAAACUCCCCACAAAGAAAAUCACCCACUUUCUAUUCAUUCCUAUGGGAUUUUUUAGGAGUGUAUUUACCAGUAAAUUCACCAUUUCAUUAAUACACUUCUAUAAAUCCCAUAAGAACAAAUAGAAAGUGAUUUUUUUUUUUUGUGGUGAGCUCUAAUCUCACAUUUUUCAUAAAUCUGCCCCAAAUUUUUGUCUGUCUUCAAGCUUUUCUUAUACCCUUCCUCCUUCUUUUUUAUUAUUAUUAUUUUUUUUUUUUACAAAUGAAAAAGUAGAAUUACUGUAGGAAUACAUCUUGAAAUAAAAUGUUUUGAUCAUAA